This is a messenger RNA of Salvia splendens (bonfire salvia), 2258 nucleotides long. RefSeq names its product SWR1 complex bromodomain subunit bdf1. The coding region runs from base 278 to 1996 and encodes 572 amino acids. Gene Ontology annotation, molecular function: protein binding. The transcript is spliced from 8 exons. Lineage: Eukaryota; Viridiplantae; Streptophyta; Magnoliopsida; Lamiales; Lamiaceae. The record is from RefSeq and is a predicted model, not a curated record.
CGCAAAUAAAAUCAUAAAACCCUUUUCCCCCAAUAUUUUCAAUUUCCGACCGACGAGGGGGAAAUUUUUUCAAAAAAAAAUCAUGCGAGCCAAUAGAGAGCCCACAAAGAGCACGGAGCGUUGGCAGAAUUGAGAAUUUGGAAGGGGGAUUGAGGUAGCAGUCUUCCGUUAGAAGCGAAUCCGGCGAAGCUUCAGCGUCACCGACCAGAAUUUGGGCGUAAAAGUCCCUGCAAUCAGCUUCACGACAAAAACCUCCCUUUGAGUCAAUUACUAGAUAAUGAAGCGAAGGCGUGGAAGCAAGAAAGGAAGACAAAAGAAGCCGAAGUUAGCUAGCACAGACGAGGCGGCGCCAGCUGCUGCUGUUAGUGUAAAUACAGAUGAGAAUUCUGGCGCGGAUGAGUUUGAGAAUGAUGAUGUUGACUCUGGAAUGGAUGCCGAGACUGAGAGGACGCCUUCUCCUCCAAGAGCGUCUCAACCGGAAACGCUUGCUAAUCCUGACACUGUAGCCCGACCAAAUAGUAGUAAUAUUUUUGGGAAGGCAGUGUACACUCGUGUGAAGGUGAAGAUCAAAACUUCCAAGACUCUGCGAGCCUCCUCGGAUGCUCCGAGUCAAAGUGAUACGGAUAAGAGUAGCCAUCAAGUAGGCUCGGAGAAGCAGCUUCCUAGUGAGAAGAUGGAGGACAGUGGCAACUCUCUGCCCGAGACGAAUGGAGGAAUUUCUGGGAAUACAACGCAGAAGCCGACCGGUGUGAAGAUUAAAUCGUCUAGGGGAUUAGGUUCUUCGAGUAUGAGUCCGUGUAGCAAUACUGAACCACUAAAGGGAGAUAGGGUAGAGAAGAAAGAUACCAAAUUGGUUCUCAAGGAGUCUAAACACAAUGAGCAAGAGCUUAUAACUGCAUUGGAGGUUAUAAGAAAGAUUAUGAAAAUGGAUGCAGCUGAGCCCUUCAACGUCCCUGUAAAUCCUGUUGCGCUCGGUAUCCCAGACUAUUUUGAUGUCAUCACUACACCUAUGGAUUUUGGGACAAUAUGCAGUAACCUUGAAAAAGGUGUGAAGUACAAGACUGCUGAGGAUGUUUUCAUAGACGUGCAGUAUGUAUGGGAUAACUGUUACAAGUACAAUAACAAAGGUGAUUACAUUGUCGAGCUUAUGAAGCGGGUCAAAAAAGCCUUCACCAAGUAUUGGGCGGCAGCUGGUUUGUUCAGCGAUCAGCCUCAAGAAAGUCCUGAAAGCAAUCCGGUAAAGGAUCUAACUCCUUCAAGUGACGGGAAUACACCAGUGAAUGGUGGUGCUCCCACCUCUUCAGGCAAAAAGUUCCACGGACUUAAGAAGCACAAAGAAGGUUGUCAGUGUGCUAUUUGUGUAAUGAUGCGACGAAGGCAGGAGCGAGAAGAAAUUGCACGCCUUGUGGGAGGACACACUGAUGUUAGUGAUGACUCACUUGGUGAAGAUAUCAAGCGAGAGAGGUUUUCUCAUGGAGAAAGUCCAUUUGUCGAGUAUGUCUUGUCAGAUGGAGAGGACUCCCCUGAAACGGAAAAGAAAGGCCAAGAGCUGAAAGUGGGACAUCUAAGAGAUUUCUACAUUCAGCAGAAUGAGGGUGGUACUAUAGCUUCAGGAAAACGAGAGGGUUCUCAGGAUUUGCAGUCAUCUCAUAGAUCUGGAGAUGAUAAUGAUAUGCACCAUCACACACCACAAAUAGGAUCAGGUGGCAAUGUGUCAAACGACUCUCAAAAAGAAAUGCCCAAUGAUGGAAAUAGAAGUGCUGCAACUGACCAACAGAGGCCAAAGGAUUCACUGGAUAAAAACCAGAGAGCUAAAAUGUUAGAGAAUCUUCGUUAUCUGGAGAAUCCUAUGCUCUUGGAAUUAUACGGAACGCUCUUUACAGAUAAUUCCCAAUCGUUGUGGAGUGGACCUCAUUCAUUGGUUGGUCAGAAGCAGGAGCGCUCCAACCGCCGCAAUUCCUUCUGCUCAGCGAUUUCUGCGUUUAUGAAGAAAUAGCUACCGGAUAACUCAUUUCUUAUCCUGGGGCGUUCAGCAAUAGCCGAAGAAGAAUCAUAGAGUUGAGAUGAAAAAUUAGGAGUCGGCUUACUGAUCCGUUAACUUGUAUUUUCAUAAUCUAGAAGAAAAUAGAACUUGAAUUUUUCUCGUUCAAGUGAAGAAGUUUCGAAUGUAAAGGCUUGCAUCUGAUUACAUCUGCUGUAUUGGUGUAAGAGUAAUAUCUAGAUUGCUAUAUGAAUCAAGAUACCUACCUUUUCGUUUA